CCCGCCGAACUUCAUUUCCCAGCCACCCUUUGCGGUCGGGGCCGGAAGUUCACGUGCUGUUUGCUUAGCCUGCGAGAGAGGCGGCGCUGCCUGAAGGAGAGAGAAAUCGGGCUCCGGGCGGGCGCCCAGCCAGCCAGCCUGCAGCUAUGGCCAUCCUCUUUGCGGUUGUAGCCAGGGGCUCCACGAUUCUGGCCAAACACGCCUGGUGUGGAGGAAACUUUUUGGAAGUGACAGAACAGAUCCUGGCCAAGACCCCUUCAGAGAACAACAAACUCACCUACUCACAUGGCAAUUACCUGUUCCACUAUAUCUGUGAAGACCGGAUUAUAUACCUCUGCAUCACUGAUGAUAACUUCGAGCGUUCCAGAGCUUUCACAUUCCUGAAUGAAAUCAAGAAGCGGUUUCAGAACACCUAUGGUUCUCGCGCCCAGACGGCUCUGCCGUAUGCCAUGAACAGUGAGUUUUCCACUGUCCUGGCAGCACAGCUGAAAUACCACUCUGAGACUAAGGGCAAUGAACAGGUGGCAGAGACGCAGGCCCAGGUGGACGAACUCAAAGGGAUCAUGGUCCGCAAUAUAGAUCUGGUGGCCCAAAGAGGAGAAAAGUUGGAAUUGCUGAUAGAUAAAACUGAAAAUCUUGUGGAUUCGUCCGUCACCUUCAAAACCACCAGCAGGAACCUGGCUCGAGCCAUGUGCAUGAAGAACCUCAAGCUCACCAUCAUUAUUGCCAUAGUAACAAUUGUCGUAAUCUACAUAAUUGUGUCAGUUGCCUGUGGAGGCCUCUCGUGGCCUUGUGUAUCGAAGUAGCCACUGGAACCAGCCGGCCGCAUACAAAAGCACACGUGAGCGAGAACUUAUGUGAAGGAAUGACCCUCCUAAAACAAACUCGGACCUCCUAGCUCUUCAUCCUUCCAGGACACACUCAAAGUCUUUAUUGCCUUACCGCCCCCAGAGUCUGCCACAGCCUUCGGGGGAUGCAUCUCUAUUAAAACCUACUUGAAGGGAGCUUCGUUUGUCUUCAUUGCAGAGCUUCCCCAAGGGGAAGGAAGGCUGUGGAUGGUGGGAGGGUCUAUGCAUAUUUCUGUGUUAUCAUGCUUUGCACUUUACUGUCCUGAGGCCCUGCUGGAGGGGAAUGGGAAAAGCUGAAGGUAACUUCUCCCUAAUUUGGUCCUUGGGAGAAAAAGGAAACCACUGGACCCAAAUGGUUUCACGCUCAUGUAUUUUGGCCCAAGCAGAAGUGAUAAUUAUUGGCUCCCUCCUAUGCUUGCUUUCCCAGUGGUGCCUUUCCUGGUCUUCUCUUGGGAUAUGACUGUCCGUGAGAGGCCCCCUUGUGACCUAGGGAGGGGGGCCUAUUCUAUUCUUGGGCUUGGUGGUGGGGUCUCUUUUGUCAGAGGAAUGGUGAAUGUCUGUAAAUGUUUAUUAUUGUAACAAUCCACUUAUUUGUGGUUUUGAAGAGCUGUUCUGUUGUGCCUGAUUUCUGCGUGUAAUGGGGGGUGUGUGUUCAUCUUUGACUCACUAGCUGGGGCGUACAAGGGAGGGCUUUAUAGCUGCCCUGCUGAUUGAAGUCCUAAAAUGACUACAAAAUGCACAAGGAUGUAAUUAUCUCAUUCUGGAUAUAGGGAAGCCAUGGAAUAAAGCUGGCCAAGAGUAAGAUCCGAGGGGAGGUGUUAUUAGUUGCUAUUUAUCUGAGGGAUGGUGUUAGAGUAGCUCAGAGUGCUUCCAGGAGCUGUUUGUAUUUACUGAAUGUUUUGGGAGAGCAUUUCAGAGCAAUGUCCCAGCAAUGAAUAACUUGGUGUGUUGAGGGGCAAGGGUGACUUCUUGAAAAGCUCCACUCAGAUUCAAACUUGCCAAACCUUUUUACUCAAAUGCUUGAUCUUUCUUUCAUGGGAGAGAGCAGACUAGGAAGUAAUUUGAGUGCUGGUCCAAUGCGUGUUACCCCCACAUACUUGUGUCCCUUUCUUCCACCAGGCAUUAAACCCACCAUCACCCAUGGGAAUAUUCUUAACAGCCCAGUCUCCAUCCCUAGCAGGGCAUUCCUGACACUUAUUGGUGAGCACUGUGGUUCACCUAACCUGUUUCUCUCUACUUUGGUGGGAAGGGUUGAUCUUCUGGCCCUGCUUUGUUCUCAAGCUCUGACAAAAGGCUUCUGUCUGAAAACAGCAUUUCUCCUCUUGUUUUGUCCUUUACCUCUCCCAGGCACAAGUCAAUGUUGCAUUAAUUGUGCAUGCUUUAAGGCUUGUUAGUAAUAAUUUUCUAUGAUUUUGGUUGCCUUUAUGUACUCUAAAAUAAAUGGCUUUCUUCUGUUUUAAAAAUGCACUGAUGCAUUAUUGUAAAAUAAAGUUAACUUGUUUGAAUAAAUCUGUGGUACUGGA
Messenger RNA from Heteronotia binoei (common prickly gecko), 2371 nucleotides. It is a transcript of the gene VAMP7, whose product is annotated as vesicle associated membrane protein 7. The record is from RefSeq and is a predicted model, not a curated record. The transcript is spliced from 8 exons. Gene Ontology annotation, cellular component: membrane; SNARE complex. Gene Ontology annotation, molecular function: SNAP receptor activity; SNARE binding. Lineage: Eukaryota; Metazoa; Chordata; Lepidosauria; Squamata; Gekkonidae. The coding region runs from base 147 to 806 and encodes 219 amino acids. Gene Ontology annotation, biological process: vesicle fusion; exocytosis.